CAGUCAAAUUACCAGGUAGUUGACCUCAAAUAAGAUGGUAAUAAUGAUUGGUACUACUUGGUACUUAAUUAAAAAAUAUUUAAUUAGUAACAUUUGGAUGAUAUGUCACUGUUAGUGAGGUACUGAAUCACUUCAAUAAUACAUCCUGUUCAAUACAUCCUCUCUCAGCGAAAAUUACACAUUCAGGUCAAGAAAACUGUGGUUUACUAGGAUUGGAGAGAUUGUUCAUCAGAAGAAGUGUUUGUGCUCUGUAGUUUUGUUUUUACUUGGGUGUAGAGCGGAUGCUAAACUGAUCUUUAUCUCUGAUGCUCCAGAAAGGUUGAAUCAAACAGAAGAAAACAGGUCAGAGCCUGUCAUGGAAUGAAAACACGAACAUUGCAUGUUACAGUAAAAACUGCAAAACUCACUAUAACAUUGCUUUUUAUAGGACAUUGUGAAACUACUUAAGUGGAUCUAAUUGCAUGCACAGAGGUUUGUCAAAAACGGUGACAACUGUAUAUUCCAUUAUAAACUGUCUCAAUCAUAUUUCAAAUGUUAUCUUAACUUACCCAAAGCUACAGCCUUGUCAUAAAAACAUAAUUGAACACACAGUUGCUUUGCAUAGCAGUUGAAUAGCCUCAGUGAACUGUUUACAAUGGCAAAUGAGGUAGAAUUGGACUUAGAGAGCAGCAGAGUGGUAUUGCAAUACAUCAGAGGAAGUCACACCCCGAGUAAACCCUGAAGGCAUUGUAGAGAAUGAGAUUGCACUCAUUUGUGUUUGGCUUUCUCCAGAUAUAGUUCAGACACUUAUUACCAUAGCCAUCAGAAGACUGAUUCAACAGGGUUCACUGGACUGGCGACAAGUAUGCAACAGUAUUGGACCACAGAGAGAGGUCUCACUGGAGGCACAGGCAAUACGAGUCUGGAAUCAGAGGUGAGGAAUCUGACGUGCGAUUGUCCCAUUGACAGCUUCAAACGCAGCGUGUUUCCUGCUGCAUACCUGCUCUUCUUCUUCCUGGGUCUGAUUGCCAACAGUGCCUCCCUCUGGGUCUUUCUCAGCAUGUACAGGAGGAAGAGGAGCAUCACCACAGUCAACCUGUACAUGUUGAACCUGCUGUUGUCUGACCUCAUGCUGGUGUGCUCACUGCCACUCAGGGCAGCAUACUACCUGCUGGACUCCCAUUGGCCGUUUGGGGACAUCACCUGCCGCCUGGUCUCCUACGUAUUCUAUAUCAACAUGUAUGGCUCUGUCUACUUCCUGCUGGCCCUGAGUGUCCUCCGUUACCUGGCCGUAUCGCGCCCCUAUACGUUCAUGAAUCUGGAGGGGGGAUCCUGUGGUUGGGGAGGGUGUCUACUCAUCUGGAUCUUUGUGUCCCUGGCCUCCGCACCCCUACUGAGUUCUGGGACUAUCCAGGAGGGGGAAGAGCGGACCCGCUGUCUGGAAUUGGGCAGCAGCCUUGGCACCAUCAUCGUCCUGAACCGUGCUGCCCUGGUGGUUGGCUUCAUCCUGCCCUUCACUGUCAUCUCUGUCUGCUACGUGUGUGUGCUGCUCAGCCUGAGGCAGUGUAGGGCUGGGGUGGAGGGGAUGAAGAGGCCAUCCAGGAGGAAGUCUUGUGCCCUCGUUAUCCUUGGUCUCGGCAUCUUCAUGAUCUGCUUCUUGCCCUAUCAUGUAGUACGAACCUUCUUCCUGGCAGCAGAGCGGAAUGCUCAGCUAAAUGGUUGUGAGGAUUCUUGCAGCUAUCUCCAGGUGAUUCGGAAGGCCGCCGUGGUAACGCUCUGUCUUGCAGCAGGGAACAGCUGCCUGGACCCCUUCCUUUUCUUCUUUGUGGGAGAAAACUUCAGAGAUUUCUGUAUGAAAAAUGGUAGGAGACAGAGGAGAGUUGUUAACAACACAGAGAGACAUAGGCUUCAAGUGCUUCAGCCCAUUGAAUUAACAGUAAAUUGAUCAACUUUACACUUUUUUUUAAACAUACCAACAAUUUUGCAUUCACUUUUACAUCCAAUGUUUUUUAAUUUUUUACAUUUGCUUAUCUGGUAUUGCAUUAUGAACUUUUGUUAGGGGUUGUGUCAG
This is a messenger RNA of Salvelinus fontinalis (brook trout), 2050 nucleotides long. Its product is annotated as cysteinyl leukotriene receptor 2-like. Gene Ontology annotation, cellular component: plasma membrane. Gene Ontology annotation, biological process: G protein-coupled receptor signaling pathway. The coding region runs from base 845 to 1924 and encodes 359 amino acids. The transcript has 2 exons. Gene Ontology annotation, molecular function: G protein-coupled receptor activity. Lineage: Eukaryota; Metazoa; Chordata; Actinopteri; Salmoniformes; Salmonidae. The record is from RefSeq and is a predicted model, not a curated record.